GGGAUCCUGCCUGCCAGCCCCCAGGAUGUCUGGGAAUGCAUAAAGCCGGUGGCCGGCGGGCCCAGGACCAAGUGGGACCAAAACGUGAAGGACUUCGAGGUCGUCGAAGCCGUCAGCGAUACUAUCUCUGUGUGCAGAACCAUAACCCCUUCAGCUUUCAUGAGGAUUAUUUCACCAAGAGAAUUUGUAGAUGUGGUGCUAAUGAGGCAAUAUGAAGAUGGGACGAUGCUGUCUGCUGCCACCAAUGUGGAACACCCGCUGUGUCCUCCUCAACCAAAUUUCGUGAGAGGUUUUAAUUAUCCCUGUGGCUGUUUCUGUAUACCUCUGCCAGGGGAUCCAGACAGGACUCAGCUCCUCAGUUUCUUUCAGACUGACCUUGGUGGCUAUCUUCCUCAGACGGUGGUGGAUUCCUUCUUUCCAACUAGCAUAGCUGGAUUUUACAGUAACCUGACCAAAGCCGUUAAGGCAUUAAAAGCAUGA
Molecule: messenger RNA, 480 nt
Organism: Cariama cristata (Red-legged seriema)
Lineage: Eukaryota; Metazoa; Chordata; Aves; Cariamiformes; Cariamidae
Gene: STARD5
Product: StAR-related lipid transfer (START) domain containing 5
Exons: 4
Molecular function (GO): lipid binding
Source: RefSeq, a predicted model, not a curated record